AUGUUCUCCUUCAACGCCAUCAUCGCCCUCAUGGGCCUCGCCGCCAUCGUCAACGGCGCACCCACCGACAACACCGUCACCAAGCGCCUCGACGACAUCAAGAACUGCUACUGCGGCAGAGACACCGGUUCCGCGCUCGUUAGCGACCCGACCUCCACCAAAAACGCUUGCCCCGAUUACGGCACCUGCCAGAUCAUGAUUGACAUUAAUGAGCCUUUGUUCGUUGCCAAGUGCAAGGCUCUUGGCCAGCCUACUGGAUGGUGCGAGAAAUAA
Molecule: messenger RNA, 273 nt
Organism: Colletotrichum scovillei
Lineage: Eukaryota; Fungi; Ascomycota; Sordariomycetes; Glomerellales; Glomerellaceae
Exons: 3
Coding region: 1-273 (90 amino acids)
Source: RefSeq, a predicted model, not a curated record